AUGCAAGGGGGAACGGAGCCGCACCCUGUGUACAGGAAGAUGGUGGAUCUGCGGCUACUCUGCGAGCAGGAGAUCCGUAACCACCGGCAGAAGGCAGACGACGCUGCUGGUGCAUUCCGGCGUGCUCUCCUCUCGAUCAGGGCCAGGGCGGAAGAGAACAUCGCGGACCGAGGUACUUAGGCUUUUUGCUUACUACUUGUCAUAAACCCUCUUUUAGCAGACAGGGGUACCCGCAAACGACGUGAAGGAGCUCAACCGAGCAACUAGAUAGAAUCAAGACAAAAUUUGCAUUUCGUUUGUUUCUGAGAAAGACAUUUUGAAAUAAGACACUUGGAACUUAAAAUCUGAUGGGUUCAGAAUGGAGCGGAUGGAUUUUUACUAUGCUUUCGGACGAGGUGUUCGUUGAAUUCUUUGUUAGGUUUUUUAUGGUCGGUGGCAAUUUGAUGCGUAGGUUGUUAGAAGUUGGUUUUUAUGUCUACUUGUUUCCUUUCUCCUUUCCCUCCCUGUUCGCGCGAAUCUACAACAUUAGAACUAUGUGGCUUGUUUUCUGUUCUUUAAAGUUCUCUGCGUUCACUAGUUGGGGUGUCAGUAUUCACUUUUUGCGGUAUACGAUGACUUUAUCAUCGUUCAACUGGCAUAUACGCCUAUUCUUGACCCAUUGUUGCAUGGGUUGGAAACUGAGACUAGUUUCAAGCUACUAUAGAUUCAGAUCAAUUAUGUUCCUCUUUGAGUCUCUACUACUAUGCUGGUUGAUUAACUCUUCAGACGGUGCUUUUUAUGCUUUCAUGCAGUAGUUUGUCUUUUCGAUUCCAAUUAAUGUUGCUCUAAUUUUAUUUUAUGAUUUUUAGUUACAAAUUCUUGAUUUUAUAGAGGCAUUUUGAUUUCUUUUCAAGGCACUGAAUUGAUUUUCUUGUCAACUACAGUAAAUGCUUAUUUAAUUGUUGUUUAUUUAUAAUUGCAGAAAAGCUUGCUGAUACCAAGCUGUAUUUGAAAGAAUUAGAAGAUGAUUUGAGGGAAGCUCUCAUAGGUAUUGACAAAUUUCUCUCUUUUCUAACUUUGAUGACAUUAGCCAUUCUUAACUCUAUGUUUUCUGGAGAAUUCGUAUCGUGAUGUUGUAUCAAAUAGUGUGCAAAUCUCAAUAUUUUGUUGUUGCAGUGGUGCGGCUGUUAUCUUAUGUGCAAUGUGAAUAGAACAAAAUUAAAUAUAUGCCUGAUCAUAACUAUGCCCUAUGCCACCACUAUACUCAUCCUGACUCUGGAGUGAAGCCUAUGAUGAAGCUUUGCAGUUAUAUCUUCGCUUGCCGUUGUAAUUCCAGGUUAAUAGAACAAAAAUAUUUAGGGUCUGAGGUAACUUUGAUGUAAUAGUGAGAUGACUCGUAAGGAUGUGUUGAAUCUAGUAAAAUAUAUUUUUUCCAUGGUAUACUCUUACGGUAGUAUUUUUGUAGUAUUUUUUUCUCAGUUAUUAAUUUCUUUUUACAAGUAGCCUUAUGUUGCCUUAGGGCCUACCACUGAGGAUCCCUUCCUGUGUGACACACGUGAGAUGUUUUUCAGUAUUGCUAGUAUUUCGACUAGCACAUUUUGAUCCCCAUUAAUCAUUUCGUCAUCCUCAUCUCUUAUAUUUUCUUUGCUAUAUCGUCACAUUUUGAUUUUUCUCAAAACAAGGCAUGCUGAAUUUUCUCCUUCUGGUACGGAUUGCCUAAAAGAUUCUAUAAUCAAUCCUUCUGUUGUAGUCUGAACCGCAAACGCUGUGUCUUGUUUCGCCUCUUUAAAAGCUAUUUUUCCUGUGUAGUAACAGCUAGUCUGGUCGUCUUCAGUUAUAUCUUCCUCCUUUGAUUUUAUCUUUUUUAUUUACCCUUCACGCUCCAAAUUUUACUCAGAAUUUCCACCAAUUAGAAAGUUUUAGAUUCACGCUUCUAAUAUGUGGGAGUUUGUUUCCACUUGUUUGGUAUUACAGAAAUAAUCAAAAUAAUUAUAGAAAACAUAAAAACUGUGAUAACCAUAGACUGAUUUCAAUACUGUUGAGUUGACUCGUACAAGUUAGCUUGAGUCUGAGGUCAGCGACCAGUAUCCUAAAUGAAAAAUAAAGCAAGAAAAAUGUCUAGAUACAGCUGAUUUUAGAAUAAUUUAAGAUUUAGAGAAGUUCCAUUGUUGAUACGUUGGAUGCUACGAAUAUAAAAUAGAAAUCAAGGAGAGAAUAUAACGUAGAUGUGUACCCUCUAAAGUACUUUUUCCGUUUUGCUCCAAUGCACACUCUUCCAGAGUAAAUAAACUAAAGUAUUAAUUUAUUAAUAUCAUCCUGCCGCAGAUGUGUGAAUAGAGUCUUCCGAAGUUAUCUCCUCUUAUAAAAAUUCUACUUAUCAGGGACAAGGUGUAUGUGUAUAUACGGGAAUGGGCUUUGCUUACCGACUCCACACGGGUCUUUUGUUAAUUAAUAACCAUACUUCUUGACAAGUAUGUCCUGGCUGUCAAAAUACAGAUCAAAUUUGUUUGAACUUCAACAUACAUGUAUGCCCUUUGUUGAUGCUCACAGAAAUGUCUCAAUUGGUCUUAGUUGUCUGAAAUUAAGAUGUCAGGCUAAAUUUGUUUUGUAGUGAAAAGCUGCAAAGAAGCAAGGCACGUAGUGACUGUUGAAUCUCUCUCUACUGCCAAAGCUAGAACAGAAGAUCUCAGAAAGACGGUGGAGAAACAAAGAUCGAGAAAGGUUGAAUAUGAAUCAAUAGUAUCACUGGGUAAUCUCUUUGUCUAUUUUGGCAUUAUGGCAAACAAAAAUCUGAGUUACACAUGAACUAGUUAUUUCACUAGCACUAUUUAUUAUAUCUAAAUUCCUGUGUAGCUUUAUGCAAUUCCUUGUGUAGGUUCGGACUCAAGGUUGGCUGCAAAGGAGAUCCCGUUAAUCACAUCAAUACUCGGAUUUUAGUACUGACCUUAUGCUUGUAGCAAGAGACUGUUCAUUUCGCUUUGUGAAUCCAAAGUAUCUUGUAUCCAUAUAGUUCGACUGCAGUAAUAUUAUCAGUUUAUUUUUGAACCAUGCAUAUCCAUACAGAGAACCUAACAGGGACAUUGAGUGUCAUCUGUUUUAUUUCUAGUUUUCGUCAAUGACGCUUUGGUUGCUUCGGUUUUAAGAUUGUCCAGUGAACUGGGCGUAUUACUUUGUGGUCUGAGGCUUCCCUUCAGGUUGAAGGAGGUGAUCACUUGUUUUAUAUCAGGUUAAACAUUCUUCAGGAAGGCUUGUCAUUAACAGCAAUUGAAGGCAGAGGGCAAUUCAUCCAAUUACAUGAAUGGCUUAUGGGAAGGUCUUGGAACAUAGAAUUCAGUUCAUUCACUAGGAUUGCCAUUUCAGAAUUGCAAUCCCUUAGGGCUAGUUCAUUAAUUCUGUGAGAAGUGAGAAAAGGAAUGUAGCAGCAAUGACCUAAAAUUAUUUCAACAAGAGCUUUUAAAUGCAGCGUAGGCUCCAGGGCUGAUACUACAUAAUGAACUGGGUUCUCCAGACUCAGUGUAAUUGCUAAAUUUAAUAGUCGGUACAUAAAUUGUAAUUCAGACAGUAAGUAGGUAGUAUUUAUAGAUCAGUUCACUGAAAUUAUUAUAGAACUUGUUUUAAUAGUGCCUGAUGAGUUUUCUGGACUCUUAUUUGAAAUAGCUGGUUUUCUCAUUGUUUCAGAUGUUUCAGAUGCUUCAUCUAUGAUCAAGUUUACUCAUUAAUGACGACUAACAGAUUGGUUUUCUCUUUCUCAUUGUUUAUGACUUGAUUGGUUUGUCUUUUUCGGUAUAACUGUUCUGUUUGUACCUGAUUGCUGGUUGAUGAUAGAGACUUCUUUCUCUAUCCUGGGAUCAACUAACAUAAUCCUCUUUCAGAAAAUUUGCUGCAAAUAUGUAUUUUGCCUAUUCUUUUCUACUUUUGUUACUUUCUUUGACAAUGGUUCUCAUUUCUCUUUUUUUCUUCCCUGUAAGCUAUGGAAGCACUGAAUCAAGAUAAUUCCAAAGAUGUUGAUACUGAAGGUACAGAAGAAGCCAUUUUAUGGUACACAAAAGUACUUGGUUUUCGAAUAGAAGGAGGGGAAGGUACAUGAACAUUAACCUAACUUUUUUUUACGAAUUUUACGACUCAGCUUAAAUUUCUCCGGCUUUUCUUUCUCAUGUAGGAGUCAAAUUCAUUUUUGAUAAAAUUGACUUGGAAAACCCGGAUAAGGAGUACUCAUUCACCAUUCGGCUUAAUGGCGAUACUUAUACCUGUAAGUGUGGUCAUGUGUUGUACUGGGUCGGUGAAAUGUUUGGGCGCUUUAAUCAUUUUCUGUUAGCUUCUUUGUCCCUUUGUUUUCUUUUGCAUCGGAUUGUGAAAUAUAAUAUUUUCGUACAUUCAGUGUUGCAGUGUGACCCAUCUGUGGAAGAUGCCAAAGUUUUGCUCAAUGAAUUGAACCAAACGAAUGGGUUGUUUAAGUUUGUGAGAGCUAUGAGAAAAAAAUUUCAAGCUUCUGCAGAUAAUGGUAUAAGCCUCUUCCCAGCUAUUGUACUAAGGCAGUAAUAUGUGCGUUAUGGUUCAAUUGUGGGGCCCUGUUUACAUAUUAACACGUUACAUUCAAAUAAUUUUCUUGCAUUUCAGUUAGGGGUAUGAAUAGGCUGGGUAGAACCCGACAAAGCCUGGACUCUGACUGACCUCAUUGAUGAUUGGGCUCCAGUUGACCCAGCUAGCCACAUACCAAGCAGUUACUAUUGUCAGGAGAGUAACCAUGCGGGGUUUUGCCAAGAAGGAUGCUUUUUUUUUUGUGCUGACAGAAGGGUCUAGGCCAAAACUAAAUCGACAGUAUUAACCAUGUGCUACACCUUGUAGCUUGUGGUGGGAUGCGUGAUCUCCCCUUUACUAGCUGUGGAUUCAACAUUACUUGAGAAUGCUUUAUCCAGUAUAUCUCUUCUGCCCAUAUUCUGUUGCUCAUUGAUAAAUGCCGCCUGUCAGUGUUCUUUCAGUGGCGUGUGAGAUCUGCUGUUUGAUCUGUUCUCUGGGUUCAUUGUGUUGGAUGCUUAUUUCUUUCAGCAUCUCCUCUUUAUCACAUUUUGAUAAGCUGUUGAGCAUUAUCAUUGCCAUUUCCUUUGUGGUAUAUUAUUCCUUCUUCAGUCAAGGUUUUGGCAAUCUGUAAUCUGCGUGCUGUUUAUGUCUCAUUGGGCAGGCAUUUUACCGGCAACUAGUACUGUUCAUUCGGAAUUGUCUACCGACUCGAUAUCAUCGCCUCCAGCUUCAGCUGAUCAUGGUAGAAGUGACUUUUCAAAUUUACAGAGUGAUUCUGAGGCUGUCCUCAGAGGAAAGAAGCAUCAUUCUCGUAAGGAAGCUAAUCAUGGCUAUUCUGCUCGACGAGCCAGCCAAUCAAAAUCAGUCGACGCCCUCCGUCGAUCUCCACGUCGAAAGGUAAAUCGAUUUUUACUGUGUCUCGUCUUUCGUGAAGAUCCAAGCAAAAGCUUACAGAGGAAAAAGUCAACCCUUAUGGAUAUUAGAUGUGUUUUCGGGAGAUGGGGAGCUAGGCAUUUGUCAUGACUCUGUCAUGGUCGUCACCUACAUAGGGAAAUUAAAGUGUUAGGAUGUUACAUGAGUGUAGGAAAAUUUACUAAAGUUAGAAAUCAUUCAUUAUUGGGUAG
Spirodela intermedia is the source of this 5621-nucleotide messenger RNA. The record is from the annotation of a GenBank genome assembly. Lineage: Eukaryota; Viridiplantae; Streptophyta; Magnoliopsida; Alismatales; Araceae.